GUCUAGCAGGGGGAAGCGCUCUGUGCCUCAGAGGGCUCGCGCACACCGGAGGAGCAACAGCACGCAGCAGCAGCAGCAGCAGCAGCCCAGCCAGAAGAAAGUGAUUUAAAAUUACGGGACUAACAGCCUCCCGUGUGCCGUAGCCUGUUCCUUCAGUCAGAUUUUAACAGGCUGAUACUGAAAGUACGCUGAUAAUAGCCUAAUAUUAAUACCAGAAGUAGGCUACUAUGGAGGACCAGCUGCUGUGCUGCGAGGUGGACUCCAUCAGGAGAGCCUACCAGGACGUCAACCUGCUCAACGACCGAGAUCUACACACCAUGCUGAAGGCAGAGGAAAACUACCUACCGUCGCCAAACUACUUCAAGUGUGUUCAGAAAGAAAUUGUACCCAAAAUGAGGAAAAUAGUUGCCACCUGGAUGUUAGAGGUCUGCGAGGAACAGAAAUGUGAGGAGGAGGUUUUUCCGCUGGCUAUGAACUAUUUGGACAGAUUUUUAUCAGUGGAGGCCACCAGGAAAACAAGGCUACAGCUGCUGGGAGCUACAUGCAUGUUUCUAGCAUCCAAGAUGAAGGAGACUGUGCCCUUAACGGCGGAGAAACUCUGUAUCUACACGGACAACUCGGUCCAGCCCGGAGAGCUGCUGCAAAUGGAGCUGCUGGUUCUCAACAAGCUGAAGUGGGAUCUGGCUUCAGUCACGCCUCACGACUUCAUCGAGCACUUCCUGUCCAAGCUGAAGAUCUACCCGUCCACCAAGCAGAUCCUCAGGAAACACGCCCAGACCUUUGUGGCUCUCUGUGCUACAGAUGUCAACUUCAUCGCCAGUCCUCCGUCCAUGGUGGCUGCGGGCAGCGUGGUGGCAGCUGUUCAAGGUCUUUACCUGAAAAGCCAAGAUGCCUCUUUGUCCUCCCAGAAUCUCACCAACUUCCUGUCGCAGGUCAUUCGCAGUGACCCGGACUGCUUGCGGGCAUGUCAGGAGCAGAUAGAGUCUCUGCUGGAGUCCAGCCUGCGGCAGGCUCAGCAACACAGCGGCACAACAGAAACCAAACGCGUGGACGAGGACGUGGACCUGUCCUGCACCCCGACAGACGUCAGAGACAUCAACAUCUGAAAUGACUAACAUCUGCAUCGCAUGAUGAUCUGAUGAUCGAGGGAAAGUUGUCGACAGAGGGUAGUGACGGGUGAGCUGGGGAGGGGGUGCCUCAUCUGAACUUGGCCUCCCCCCCUCCCCCUUCUUCGCGGCGGGCUGCUAUCAUGGCUGACACGUCCUUCACAUGUCUGCUGUCCCAUACUGCUGCCGAGACGGAACAGAGCGCCCCCUGCCUGCCCCGCAGCAAAUCCCAAGUCACAUUUCCUGCCAGUGUCCCCUCCCAUCCUGGGAAAAGAAAUGAACACUACAGAGAUGUACCAGAGAGAGAAAAAGACACAGAAUACUGAUGGCCUGCGAGGGCUGGAGUUGAAGCCACACAGCAGACAUUUUAGUAGAUAGUUUUUCUUAUUCCCUCAAAUAUUAAACUAGGAAUCUUUAAAUUACAGCAGACUCAACUUGCCUACUAAAACAUCCCAAAGUGUCAUGUACAGUAGGUCCUUGUAGUCUGCCUUCAGGUCUUCACCUGAAAUCUGACUUUUAUUAAAGAGUUUAAUUUCUCUUCUGUUAUGUAGAAUGUUUUAGACUGUCCAAGCUCCCGUGUUUGUCUUGUUGCAGUGCAGACAUUCAUAUAUCCCUGCUUGCUUGUGUUUAGUCACUUUAUUAUAUAUCAUUUUAGACCUUUUUGUCAGUUAGUCUUAAACCUCUUUUCCUCCAAGCUUUUUGUUUUGUAAACCAAGUGUAGUGUGAGACGCUCAGUUUUUAUGACCCUAGUGGACUGUGGACUGCUGAUGUUCAGGUUUGGACAAAUGGGAUUCUUUAUUCAUUUGUGGACAACUUUCACAUUACCCAUUUCAGCUUGGUGUAGUUUGAUAAGAUCAAAAGCAGAGCCAUCCACAGUCUGUUAUGUUUCCUUUCUCUGUGUAGUUUAAGCUAAACCAUUCCAACUUUGUUUUCUAUAAAAAAAGCACUUUUGGUCAGCGCUGCUGGUCGUCUAAAAAAAAUCACAGUGAUAAAGUUUGUAAAACAACAUGAUAAUGGAAUGGGGGUGUGAGCAGGAGUCUUUUGGUGAUGGAGUGAGAGCAGCGCCUGCUGACAGUUGCACCCGGAUGGGAUUCCUCUAAUGGGACAAAAGAAUCGACCAGUAUGGCAGAAAUAUAUUUUUUAAAAACAAGAUGAAUGCUGCUUGACAUGAGUCUCAUAGAGCCAGGCGCUUGCUGUAGCUGCCUUCCAAGUCUCAGAUUUGAGGUUUAGUUCAACAAAUGUUUCAUACAGGCAGAGCUGCUCUUACAUUACAAUUGUGACAUUGGUUUAGUUAAACCUCAGUGCGCAGAGCCAAAAGCUAAAGGUCCACACGUAAAGUAAAAACAAGUAUUCAAAUAAUACUUUAUUUUUAUAUAGAUAAACAUUAUUUAUUUUUCUUAGCCUGCAUUUUCCUAGUUUGCUAACUAACCGUGGCUCCACCUACUGAUACUUAACUAUGUCUCCAGAGCAGCUCCGCCAUCCAGAACUAUUUGUAAAACUAAAGCUCCAGUCUGCCUCUAAAUCACCAGGACAACAUCUCCUCCGUCGCUCCACCUCAGUUCAACAACUGCUCAUGGAUUCUGGGAAGGCGAUGAAGCUAAAAAAAAAAAAAAGGAAGAGGAGUGUUGAGACUAUUGACAUGAUUU
This is a messenger RNA of Micropterus dolomieu (smallmouth bass), 2752 nucleotides long. RefSeq names its product cyclin D1 (gene ccnd1). Bases 228 to 1106 code for a protein of 292 amino acids. Gene Ontology annotation, biological process: regulation of cyclin-dependent protein serine/threonine kinase activity; mitotic cell cycle phase transition; positive regulation of G1/S transition of mitotic cell cycle. The record is from RefSeq and is a predicted model, not a curated record. Gene Ontology annotation, cellular component: cytoplasm; cyclin-dependent protein kinase holoenzyme complex; nucleus. Gene Ontology annotation, molecular function: cyclin-dependent protein serine/threonine kinase regulator activity. The transcript has 5 exons. Lineage: Eukaryota; Metazoa; Chordata; Actinopteri; Centrarchiformes; Centrarchidae.